Molecule: messenger RNA, 3739 nt
Organism: Thalassophryne amazonica
Lineage: Eukaryota; Metazoa; Chordata; Actinopteri; Batrachoidiformes; Batrachoididae
Gene: znf438
Product: zinc finger protein 438
Exons: 4
Coding region: 235-2562 (775 amino acids)
Biological process (GO): regulation of DNA-templated transcription
Molecular function (GO): DNA-binding transcription factor activity, RNA polymerase II-specific; RNA polymerase II cis-regulatory region sequence-specific DNA binding
Source: RefSeq, a predicted model, not a curated record
AUGGCUGGAGAGAAACAGUAGUUAGGCUCGACGGUUUUCCCAUUUAUUUAAGAAAAAAAUGAGCUCGUCUGUAGUUUGAAGGUACAGUCGACACAUAACGGGGGAGCCAGGGUGAGUGUGGAGAGGGGCUGGCAGGACCUCAGCGGUGGCACCACCUGGAAUCAGAUGGAGGAAGGGAGCAGCUAAGGAAGAAGGAAUCAUUCUGUUGUUGAUGAACCCAGCCAUUUGUAACAGAUGAAGAGCCUUCAGUUCCGAAGCAUUGCACCCAAGGCUCCGGCCAUGGUGUCUUCCACCUCUUCUGCGGUCUUGUCCUGCCAGCCUCCUCCCACACUCCCAGAGACUACCACCACAAGCCCCAAGUCCAUUGUUAUGCCCACUCAAAACUAUGCACUGAUGCAAAUAGCAGGUCAGGAUGGCACUUUCUCUCUCGUGCCGCUUCCCCCUCCCAUCUCAUCACAGACACCACAGCAACAACAGCAACCAUCAAUCCAAAAGCACCUCAAGUUGCCCAUUCCCAGAUACCAGCCCGUAAGGAGCAAAGUCACCACAGAUCUGGUCAAAUCAGCUUCUCCAGCCACCAAAGUGAAAACACCCUCUAAGUCCAGUCUUACAAUGCAGUCAAAGUCUGUACUGAGUGGGACAUCAUCAGCAAAGAAAAAACAAAUUGAGUCCAGACACUUAAAGGAAAACCCAGUGCCCAAAGUGGAACCUUCAGAGCAGGUCUUUCUAAUUGAGCCAUCCUCUGACAUCUCUGUCACUGCUCUGCUCCCAGAAAAUGCUGUUCUCUAUCCAAGUUCUCGGUUGGAACAAACAUCAGAUUGUUCUGAACAACCUGGUACAGCAUGCCUUAUUCAGAAUGUCCAGUACCCUUCAGUUGCUGCCAAAAGUCCUCCAAGCAAAGUGUCUGAAGAACAUGCUAAAACAACAGUGAGACUGGGUCAGACCAAGCCACUUUCAUCCCAGCCUCAAAGCAGUAUCACCGUCUUGUCUCCAGCCAUCUUCAGCAAAGCAGUUCAGAUUAUACCCACUCCACCAAAAGGUAAACUUCCCAUUCUGCCCUACUCAAAAAUCAAAGGCACGCUCAUCCCAACUGCAAAACCCAACACUGUGCCACCAAAGAAAAAGGGUUUCUCUGGUCAGCUGGGACACACAAACCCCAUGGAUCCCCAAACCUGUGGCUCAGCUGAAGCUUUGAGUCACAGCCAGGGAUCAGCCUCAUCCAUUCAGCCCCCAAUGAAGACCACAGUCAUGCCUAUGUUAGGAGCUAUGCAAAAAUCAUCUGGCAAAAAGAGGGGGCGGAAGAGAAAGACAAUGGAGGAUAUUUUAGCAUUUGAAGCACGAAAGAAGAGGUCCUUGUCUUUCUUCCGUAGAAGGAUCCCUGAGAAACAACAGACAAUUGUUCCAGGUUCCAAACAAAAGGAAGUUGAAAUUUCAAAGAAGUACCGUAGCAUCCGACCCAAGCCCAUGUUAUUAAUGGAGACCGUUCCCCAGCUGGUUAGCUUGCCUCCUGUUACCCCUGAAAGCCAUGAACAGGAACUUGUACUCAGUCAGCUUCCCACCACAAUCAAAGCCCAGCACUGUCCUCCCCAGCCUACAUCUCUCACCCUCCACCUGAGAGGUACAUCCCAUCAAAGAGUGUUUGUGGGGAGCCGUCCACUCCACUGUUGCCCCACUUGUAACCGCUGCUUCCAAUUUAAGCAUCACCUACAGAGCCACAUGAACAGUCACACUAACAUUCGGCCAUACAUGUGCCCAGUUUGUCGCAAGGCCUAUGCCCACUCUGGAAGUUUGAGUACACACAUGAAGCUUCACCAUUAUGAGGUGCGGCCACGUCGGUCUCUGUGCUGCGAGUUUUGUGAGAAGGCCUUUGGAUAUGUGGGUGUGUAUUUCAGUCACCUUAGAGAGGUACACAAGGUGGUGCUGACUGUGGAGCCCUCCAUCAGCCAUCAUGAAGACCAUAUUUCUACUGAGAGGGCCAACUCCCCAGAGACAUCAGGGGAACAGGAAGACCCUGUGGAGCUGCAGAUUAAGUGUGGCCGCUGCCAGGCCAUUACUCCGACAUUUGCUGACAUGAAGAUGCACUUGAUGUAUGUCCACGGGGAGGACAUCCAGGUGCGACUACAUGACAGCCACAUGUCACAUGGUGGGCGUGAGGCUGAGAAUGAGCUUGUCAAACAUGCUGCCCACUACUGGAGACAGCUCAACGAGAGACGUAACCUCAUGAAAUGUGGAAACUGUGAUGAAGAGUUUUUCUCUUUCUCAAAGCUCAAGAAGCACAUCAUAUCCCACCACCAGGGAGAUGGACUGGAGAGGGAGGAGAAAGUGGCUCUUUGCUCACCAGAUGGAGAAAGAAGGUUUGGGGUCCUUGCAGCAGGUUCAGCCUUUAACUGUGUACUGUGCCGCAGGGUGAUGGCCAACAAGGAGGGAGUUAUGGAGCACUGGAGGAGUCAUCACCACUGUGAGCAUCCCAGCCUUCUGUGGGAUGCUCUGAGCUCUUACUCUGGCCAGGAAGAGAGUGAAGUAGAUUGGGAUCUAGAUAGUCCUGUGCCAAGCCUGCAUUAACCAGCUGAGCCCUCAGAGGCACAGAGCCCGUUACUGUGGCUCUUCCUUACACGUUUAGUCCUAACAAUCAGCAGCACAGAGUUGGAGAGUUUCACUAACACAAUUUAGCUCUGCUUCAUCUUUCACCAAUUGAAGCAUUUGAUUUGGUCACAGAAAAAAAACAAGCUAAUGGUGAAAAUUGACCCAUUACAAGUUUUGUUUGUGACAUUCUCUCUAGACCACAGAAUCCAUUGUGGUGUUUGUCUUUAUUUUACCAUUAUUAUUUUUGAUUGCACUGUUGUAAUAAACUUUACUUUGAGGAUAUAAUGUUCAUAUUGUCUUAGAUAUUACACAAUUUAUUAAAGGGUCAUUUCUGUCAUAGCUGAUGCAGUAAAACAGUUAAAACACUGAUAAAUGUAAAUCUGAUAACAAGGGCACACACUGCUGUCACGCUGACAGACUUUGCCUUCGAUUAUUUGAGAUUAAAGUGAAAUUAGUAAAUGUACAAUCCGUUAAUAUAGUAUUGCUUUGGUCACAGUUAAAAACCUAAAGUUACAAAUUGAACUUGUAAACUUUCACAAGUUCCGAACAGUGUUGGGGUCUUCUUGGUAACUUGGGCCCUGGAAGGAAAACUAUCCAUCAUCCAAAUGACAUUCUGGUGGCCUUCUGAGAAAAAUGGUGUUUGUGUGUAAUGUGAUGUGUCAUCUGUAUGGUCCUUUAUUGGUCUUUUCCUUGUUAGAAAUGCCUCGAUGUGUAUUCUGUGAUAUGCCAAGGGUCAGUUCACUCUAAUUAUUUUAGAAGUGCAUUUUUCUUUCCUGAUCUUUUAACCACUAACAAAAUACUAUUUGGUGAUGAGCAAAUCUGCAUUUGAAACCAUCAGUCGUUCACCCGCUGGACUCUGCUCAAUGGACGCACCUGUGGAUUUGUGUUUGCCCAAACUCUUAUAUAAUUCAUUGUCAAGUCCAGAAAAUAUGCUAUUUUGUACUCUAGAUGAAUGCAGAGGUGUUUUAGUAUAUUUAUGCUUGUGGUUGGUCAUUAAAGUACCAGCACUGAGAUGCUAAGUUUGCUUCUAAUUUAGGGGUAUUGUCUUAUUUCUUGACAGGCUGUUCAAACUUGGCAAGUAGCUGUUAACAUUUCUGUGUUUAUCUUUCAUAUGAAGGAACAGAAAACAAUCACAGGGUCAAGAAAUGUUGCAAAA